Molecule: messenger RNA, 4552 nt
Organism: Chironomus riparius
Lineage: Eukaryota; Metazoa; Arthropoda; Insecta; Diptera; Chironomidae
Source: the annotation of a GenBank genome assembly
AAACCCCGCAAGAAGUGAAUGCUUUAAAUAAUUAAAAUAAUAAAUAUAUUAGUUAAAACUGUGAUUUAAGUGCUAAAACCAAACUCAUUACAUCAAUAGACCUGCAAACCUCAUAAGAUUUUAAAAAUCAAGUAAGAAAAGUCAUGGAUUUAUUAAGCGCAUUACCUGAAGAGAUUUUUAAUGAAAUUGGAUCAUAUUUGAAUGGCAAAGACGUCCUUAAUUCUACACUCGUCUGCAAAGGAUGGAAUCAAAUGAUAGGGCAGUCUAACGAAUGUAUGAAGAAAAUAACUGCAAAAUACACAAACUAUAAUUACAAAAUUGAUCUAUCAACACUAUUAACCAGUGAACAAAUUGAUUACGAUGACGACGACAUUGAAUGUAAUGAACCAUUAUUGGAAGGAGCUGCAUUGACGGCAACAUCGUCACUCAACGAACGUGGACCAGAAAACGCACGACUGAAUGGUGGCAACGCGUGGACAUCAUCGAUUUCUGAUUUCCAACAAUACUUAAUCAUCGAUUUGGGAUCACCAAAAAAUAUCACAAGAAUCUCAAUUCAAGGUCGUCCAAAUCAUAAUGAGUAUGUUUCUGAAUUUAGCAUAAGUUAUGGAUACAAUGGACUUGAUUAUGCGGACUAUAAGGAACCAGGUGGCAACACAAAGCUCUUUAAGGGUAAUGAAGACGGUGAUAGAGUAAAGCACAACAUAUUCGAUGUACCAAUUAUCGCACAAUGGGUUCGUGUUAAUCCCACAAGAUGGAAAGACAGAAUUUCUCUCCGUGCUGAACUUUAUGGAUGCCAUUACUACGCUGAGACUGUUUAUUUUAAUGGAACAAGUUUAAUGAGUCUUGAUUUGCUCCGAGAUCCGAUUUCUGCAUCACGUGAGACUGUUCAAUUCCGUUUCAAGACAUCACAUGCCAAUGGUGUACUUUUGUACUCGAAGGGCACUCAAGGAGACUUCUUUGCACUUCAACUCUAUGAGAAUCGAAUGAUACUCAACCUGAAUUUAGGUUCAUCCUCAAUGAGUUCAUUUUCUGUUGGCAGUUUACUCGACGAUAAUGUUUGGCAUGACGUUGUCAUAUCCCGAAACAGACGUGACAUUUUACUCUCCGUGGAUCGUGUUGUUGUUGAUGGAAAGAUAAAAGGAGAUUUCGAUAAAUUGGAUUUGAAUCGUAUGCUGUAUAUCGGAGGUGUACCAACAAAAGAGGAAGGUCUUGUUGUUAAUCAAAAUUAUACUGGAUGUAUUGAGAAUUUGUAUCUAAACACAACGAAUUUUAUAUCGGAAAUGAAGGCUGCAUAUAGUGAGGGACAAUAUAGUCGAUUUGAUAAAGUAAAUACAUUCUAUAACUGUCCAGAACCACCAAUAAUGCCGGUAACAUUCUUGACACGAACAUCAUAUGCUAGAUUAAAGGGAUAUGAAGGAGUUAAAGCUUUAAAUGUGUCAUUGUCAUUCAGAACUUAUGAAGAUAAAGGGUUAAUUAUUUACCAUGAAUUCUCUUCGAAAGGAUAUGUCAAAGUGUAUUUAGAAGAUGGUCGCGUCAAGACUGAAAUAAAGACAGAUGAGAAGGAAUUUCAUAGCUCUGGAGAUCGUCGUCGUGGCAUAGUCCUUGAUAAUUAUGAUGAGCAAUUUAAUGACGGUAGAUGGCAUUCAUUAAUUCUCACAAUUAAGCAGAAUAGUCUCGUUAUUGAGAUCGAUCAACGUCCAAUGAGAACUGAGAAAUUAUUUUCAGUCAUGACUGGUGCUUGGUACUACAUUGGUGGCUCAAAGACUAAGGAAACUCAUAACAUUAUUAAUAAUCGUGAUGGAUUUAUUGGAUGUAUGAGACAAAUAUCAGUUGAUGGAAACUUUAGGUUACCUCACGAUUGGAAGGAUGAAGAUUUCUGCUGUAAAAAUGAGAUUUUGAUGGAUGCAUGUCACAUGAUUGAUCGUUGUAAUCCAAAUCCAUGUAAGCACAGUGGACACUGUAAGCAAAACUCUUAUGAAUUCUUCUGUGACUGCGGAAAUAGUGGAUAUUCAGGAGCAGUUUGUCAUACAUCAUUAAAUCCACUGUCAUGUCAGGCAUACAAAAACAUCCAGUCUGUCAGUCAAAAAGCUCAUAUUAAAAUUGAUGUAGAUGGGUCUGGUCCAUUAGAUCCAUUUGAAGUCACUUGUGAGUUCUUAUCUGAUGGUCGUGUUCUGACUGUUUUGGGACAUUCCUCAGAGCAAUCGACAGUUGUUGACAGCUUCCAAGAGCCUGGAUCUUAUGAUCAAACUAUUGAGUAUAAUGCAAGAAUGCCACAAAUUGAAGCUCUACUUAAUCGAUCACGUGAAUGCUCUCAAAGAUUGACUUAUGGCUGCAAAUCUGCAAGACUGUUCAACACUCCAUACUCCGAAGGACAGACAUUCACACCAUUUGGAUGGUGGUUAUCACGUCAAAAUAGAAGAAUGGAUUAUUGGGCAGGUGCUUUGCCAGGCUCGAGAAAAUGCCAAUGCGGUAUAGUCGGUAAUUGCAUUGAUCCAACAAAAUGGUGCAAUUGUGAUGCAAAUCUCUAUGACUGGCAAGAGGAUGGAGGUGAAAUUAAAGAUAAAGAAUAUUUGCCUGUUCGUGGAUUAAGAUUUGGUGAUACUGGAACUGCAUUGGAUGAAAAACAAGCAAAAUAUACUCUCGGACCGCUUGUAUGUGAAGGAGAUGAUUUAUUUAAUAACGUUGUGACAUUCCGAAUUACGGAUGCAACAAUAAACUUACCACGAUUCGAUAUGGGCCAUUCAGGAGAUAUUUAUCUGGAAUUUAAAACAACACAAGAGAAUUCUGUCCUAUUUCAUGCGAAAGGAAGCACAGAUUACAUAAAGCUGUCGAUUAUUGCCGGUACUAAAAUAAAAUUCCAAUAUCAAGCUGGAUCAGGGCCAUUGGGCGUAGACGUAGAAACAAGUUAUCCAUUAAAUGAUAAUAAAUGGCAUUCAGUGAGUGUAGAAAGAAAUAGAAAAGAAGCGCGUCUUGUUGUUGACGGUGCAACAAAAUCAGAAGUUCGAGAACCACCAGGUCCCGUCCGUGCACUUUAUCUUACAUCGGAAUUGGCAAUUGGAGCGACUCUCGAUUAUCAGGAUGGUUUUGUUGGAUGCAUUCGUGCUCUGUUGCUUAAUGGAGUUCCAGUAGAUUUGCGCUCAUAUGCUGAGAGGAAACUUUAUGGCGUAUCAGCAGGUUGCAUCGGUAGAUGUGAGACCAAUCCAUGCUUAAAUAAUGGUACAUGCUUCGAGCGUUAUGAUGGUUUCACAUGCGACUGUCGUUGGAGUGCAUUUAAAGGACCUAUUUGUGCCGAUGAAAUUGGAGUGAAUUUACGUUCCGACUCAAUUAUUAAAUACGACUUUUUGGGAUCAUGGCGUUCAACAAUUAAGGAAAAUAUACGUGUCGGAUUCACAACAACGAAUCAAAAAGGAUUUUUGCUUGGCUUUAGUUCCAAUAUUACAGGAGAAUAUUUGACAAUUCUUGUAUCAAAUUCUGGUGCUUUGAAGUUUGUGUUUGAUUUUGGCUUUGAGAGACAAGAAAUUUCAUUCCCAGGCGUUCAUUUUGGUCUCGGGCAGUUCCACGAUGUUAGAUUUGCAAGAAAAAAUUCAGGAUCAACUGUCGUUAUUACUGUGGAUAACUACGAACCAAAAGAAUAUCAUUUUGACAUUAAAGAUUCAGCAGAUGCACAAUUCAAUAAUAUACAGUACAUGUAUAUAGGCAAGAAUGAGAGUAUGACAGACGGCUUUGUGGGAUGUGUCUCGAGAGUUGAGUUUGAUGAUAUUUUCCCACUCAAGCUUCUGUUCCAACAGAAUCCACCACCAAAUGUCAAGUCAAUGGGACCAUCUGUCCUGUCAGAAGAUUUCUGUGGUGUUGAGCCUGUAACCCUUCCACCAGUUAUGAAGGAAACUCGCCCAGCUCCAAUCAUUGAUGAAGAUAAGUUGCGUUCAUAUGAUGGAAUCAGUGCUGGAUUUCUAGGAGGUUUAUUGUUUAUAAUCCUUCUUUUGUUAUUGAUUAUGGCCAUAUUAAUCUAUCGUCAUAUGUCACGACAUAAGGGCGAAUAUUUGACUCAAGAAGAUAAAGGAGCAGAUGAUGCUCUAGAUCAAGACGAAGCUGUCGUUCACUCAACAACAGGACAUCAUGUUACAAAGAAAAAAGAAUGGUUCAUUUAAAAAUAAAGAAGUAAGUCGAAGUUUGCGUUGUUGCCAAUUUUUUUUAAGGACGAAACGAUGUUCUUACCAUGAAAAAAUAGAUUGAAUCUCGUAUUAUAUUAUUUUUUUUACAUAACAAGCACUUUGCAUACCUACAUCUUAAUUAUGUCUCUCAUAUCAGAGCUAUCGUAUAUAUUUUAAAUGCUUCCAUCUCCUGAAUCCUCGUUAUGGUGAGGAUCAACAAGUCUACAUUAUCGUACUCGAAGAAUCAGCUCUCAUUGCAUUUUUAUAGAACAUAUGUUGUGCAUGUAACUUUUAUGUUCACUUAUAUUUUACAUAAAUCAUUUGUGUAUGUUAAUAUAAGCAGCAUCCCGAGUGACUUGUUGCUUGCAAUGUUGUACUUUUGAACUUUUUAUUUGAAUUUU